Aspergillus eucalypticola CBS 122712 is the source of this 646-nucleotide messenger RNA. RefSeq lists its product as uncharacterized. The transcript is spliced from 2 exons. The record is from RefSeq and is a predicted model, not a curated record. NCBI's taxonomy places the organism in Eukaryota, Fungi, Ascomycota, Eurotiomycetes, Eurotiales, Aspergillaceae. Bases 226 to 597 code for a protein of 123 amino acids.
UUAGCAAGUCAGUCAGUCAGCCUGGAACCCAGCUGCCCGCAGUUAUAUGCGUUGUCAGAAUAGAUAGAUAGGCCGUGGGAGGAGCGCUACUACCCUUCCCAGGACGCGGACACCGUCAAUGACACUGGUGCCAUGUGAUAACGCUUGCAGAUCAAUAGGCUGAAUUGGUCUGGCCGAAUGCCAACUUCGGCAAUAGUCCGCUUUUUUCUUCUUUCUUUAAAUUAAAUGUCAAUUUGGUGGCUCCACUCAAUGUGGACGAAUUGGGGUAGGAAGGUGGAAAAACCAAAGGAUGCUUCUAGAUACCUCUUUUCUUUUAAACCCGCGAUCGGGUACUCGCGAGGCUGGGAGUUGAGCGGGCAUAGUAGCAGAAGCAGUAGCAGCAGCAGCUCCCUCGCGUAUGUACAGGAAAGAGGGGAAGGAGAUAACCCUUCCUCCAAAACCGGGAUUAGUGUUGUUGUGAGCUGUUGCUGUUGUUAUUGUUGUCCUCUGCUACCGGCCUCGGGAAUGUCCCAGUUCUUUCCCUUUUCCUUCUCUUUCCAUGAAGAGAAAGGUGUAUGUUGUCGGCAGAGUGUAUUAGGAAGUGUCGUAGUUUGUUGAGGUGAGUAUUUGGUACGCUGUGCAUAAUAACCGCGGUUCACAGCCGCGC